CCUAAACCGCGGGGGGGAGGGAGUGCAAGAGGAAAAAAAAGGGCCAGCCAGUCUUCUUCCCACAUGCGAGGGGCGGGGAGAAGGGGGCUUUACCUGUCCCACUCCUACCUCUGCGGCUGGCUGAGGGAGAAGUAGAGGGGGGAAAGAAAAGCAGAAUUACCAGUAGCUCUGGUUCUGCCGUCCCGGGAGCUCGGUCGCUCUCACACGCGAGCGCACACACACGCACACACGCACACACACACCUUUACCUGCACAGACUUGAAAGUCCAGUUUCACCAGAGAGACUGAGGCAUCUGGAAAAGGGGAGAGAGUUCAUUGGAUCAAACAUGUCACAAGAGACGGACAAUAAAAACCGGCUUGUGACUAUAGUGCCAAGCGAUGCCCCCUUUAAUACCAGAAGAGCUUACACAAGUGAAGAUGAAGCUUGGAAGUCUUAUCUGGAAAACCCCUUAACAGCAGCUACUAAAGCUAUGAUGAGCAUCAACGGAGAUGAGGACAGUGCUGCUGCUCUGGGAUUAUUAUAUGACUAUUAUAAGGUUCCAAGAGAUAGAAGAUUAUUGCCUGUUAACAAAGUGAGUGAUAAUCAAGAAGACCAGGAGAAAAGAAACUGCCUUCCCACUAGCGAAACGCAAAGUAACUUGAGCAGCAAUGGUGAAAACAGAGUGCAGGUUUUGAAAACGGUGCCAGUAAAUCUCUCCGUCAAUCAAGAACAGUUGGACACUUCCAAAAGAGAGCAGUUCAGUUCAAAUGUAUCAGGAAGCCCAUCCUCCAUUUCUGUGACUGGAGUGAUGGUGGUGAAAGCAGAGGAAUAUACCCCAGUUUACAUGACUCCUUCAGUGCAUUAUGCCAGGGGAGAAAAUGAAGAACAUCGGGGGGUCAUAUUUGAACAUCCGCAUUAUGAAGUGCCCAGCAUCACAGCCCAUUCAACCUAUAUGAAAGACGAUCAACGCAGCACUCCAGAUAGUACUUACAGUGAUACCUUUAAAGAUGAGGGGACAGAGAAAUUUCGGAGUAGUUCUGUAGGUCCCGAGGAAUAUAUUUAUGAACAAACAGCCAAUGUGAUCAUGGUUGUAUUCAGUGAAGAUAAAAACCGGGAUGAGCAGUUGAAGCACUGGAAAUAUUGGCAUUCACGACAGCACACAGCUAAACAGAGGGUCUUGGACAUUGCUGAUUAUAAGGAAAGCUUCAACACCAUUGGAAAUAUUGAAGAAAUUGCCUAUAAUGCUGUUUCAUUCACUUGGGAUGUUAAUGAAGAGGCAAAGAUUUUCAUCACAGUGAACUGCCUAAGCACAGAUUUCUCUUCUCAAAAAGGAGUCAAGGGUCUUCCUUUGAUGAUUCAGAUUGACACAUACAGUUACAACAAUCGCAGCAAUAAGCCCAUUCAUCGGGCCUUCUGCCAAAUCAAGGUUUUUUGUGACAAGGGAGCCGAAAGGAAAAUCCGGGAUGAAGAAAGAAAGCAAAACAGAAAGAAAUCGAAAGGCCAAGUUUCUCAGGCAACUUGCCCUAAUGCAGAAGGGAAGAUGACUCCUGUGCCUCUCCAAAAGAAGAAUGACAUCACCUAUUUCAAAACUAUGGCUGACCUGGAGUCCCAGCCUGUUCUUUUCAUACCAGAUGUUCAUUUUGGCAAUCUCCAAAGAGCUGGGCAGGUUUAUUAUAACAACGAUGAUGAACGAGAAGGUGGCAGUAUUCUAGCUAAACGGAUAUUCCGCACAGUUGAAGAGGACCUUGUUCCACCACCAUUGAAACAAAUAAAAGAAGAAGGAGCAAAAAAAGUUCUGCUGUAUGUGAGGAAAGAAGCAGAUGAAGUGUUUGAUGCUUUGAUGUUAAAAUCACCCACAGUAAAAGGGCUUAUGGAUGCAAUUUCUGAGAAAUAUGGCCUUCCAGCUGAGAAGAUUACAAAGCUUUAUAAAAAAAGCAAAAAAGGGAUUCUGGUAAAUAUGGAUGAUAACAUCAUUGAACAUUAUUCCAAUGAAGACACUUUUAUCCUAAACAUGGAGAACAUAAUGGAGGGUUUCAAGGUCACGUUGACAGAAAUCUAGUCUACACCGGCAUAGACCUUGUGAAGUGAAAACGUUUUGCCAUCAAGGAAGAAAUGAUAAUAAAACCCUGAUUUCAUUGAUAACGGAGAAGAAAGGUUGUUGCAAACCUAAAUUGGAAACAACCACAUUUUUUUUUGCCACUGGAAGCCAAUUUGGCAAUUACUGAUGAGUCUGUUCAAAAGAACAUUUCUUCACAAAGUUCAUUAUUUAUUGCUCCUCACUCUGCAAUAUGUAAAUAAUCAGUGGACCCUAGACUUCACAAUCUUGAUGUUGCAAAGGUAUAACAGAGACUUUAAAUAAAAACAACAAAAAUAGUUAAGACAAGGAAAAUAACAAGUUGAAAAAUAAUGUUAGUUCCACUGGGACUUAAUCACUGAAAUUUCACCUUCUAAAUGAAUUGCUAGAAAACCUGAUAAGCGUUAACAAUGUGCAAAGUGCCUCGUGAUCUUUGCACACCUACUGUAUACCAAACUUCUAGUGUUGGUAUCACAUAGCUUAGCCAUAUCCCUCCCUUUGCAGGUCAACUGAGGGCUUUUAAGAUUUUCAGAUGGCAUGUACUUUGUAAGUAAAACACCAUCCAUUUUAACUUCUGUAUAUAUGUGUUUAUAAUAUGUAAUAAUAUAUUUUCCUAUCAGUGUGGAUGUGUUUACUGCCACUCUAUUCUGUGUUUGGAUAAGAAGUUGGCAGAAUUCCUGUCCAAAGACCAAAGUUCUCUCACCAGCUAUUGAUUCUUCAGGGUUUUUGAUACCUUUUGUUCAAAGCUUAUCCAGGUGCCACAUUAUAAAGUUAAAACUCCUUAUUGUCACAACUAAGAUUAUUCUAUACCAGCUUCUCAGGUCUUUCAAAGAGAUGCUUUCUGUUAUUUUUAGACUUCCAUUAAGUCAGUCAUUUACAGAGUAGAACUGAAGGCCGUUUGGAGUGCAGCAGCUUGAGAGAGUCAGGCUUAUUCAAUUAUGCUGCAGCCUUCCAGUUCCUGAAAUACUUUUCCUAUCUCUUUAUAUAUCUCUCUAUCUCUCCCUCUCUCGCUUUGUUUUUUAAAUCUUCUGUGAUAUGCAUUCUUAAUGAAUGGCCGUUCACUUCUGCAAUGCAUCGUGCAAGAUGUCAUAAAAGUGACAUUUCUAUAUCAUUCCCACCAACGGCUGCUUCCAAUUUUUACCCAACCUUUUCUAAACACAUGUUAUUCUUCCAUUCAAGUUACUUCUGAAAGUUCCUGGCAACAUGGGAUCAGUGUGAGUUUAGCAAGGUAUUUUAUUUUUUGCUUUUAUUUUAGGGAAAUUAUGUGCUUUAUAAAACAACAGACACAUAAAAUUGGAAGGAAAGUUUGGAAUUGUGUAGUAGAGAAGUCCAAUCCCCUGAACAUGUCAUAUGUUGGAGGAUAUAAAUACAGGUGGUCCUUGCCUAAUGACCAAUUGUUUAGUGACCCAUUCAAAGUUAUGACUGACCUCAUUAGAGGUUCUGGUUCUGGAGUUCACACACACACCAAACCUGCAUUUACAACUAUAUGCAGGCACAUGAUUACAAUGUUCAGUAUUUUUUGCCAGUUUCUGGCAUUUACUUCUGGUUUCCAUAAAAAAGCACACAAUAAGAAAAAUGGGUUCAUUUAACAACCACUGCAAAGAAAAUGUAUAAAAUUGGGCAUGGUCCCAUGGUGAACCACAACUCCUAGCUGUAAUUCUGAACUUGAAUAUAGUUGUAUGUUUACAGUUGUAGAAGAUGUAAAUACCCAGUAUGUAUGUCUAGCAGAGAAGAACCCAUCAUCUGUGCAUCGGCCUCUUUCAUGUUCAAAGCAUCUCUUAAAUGUUCAAUUGAUUCUCAUGCUGCUUUCAGGAGUAGCAGAGAAUCGCAGUGCCCAACAGCUUUCUAUAUAUAUGGAGAUGGCUACUUUAUAAAGGGUUGGACUUAGAUUUCUAAAUACGUUGCACAAACCCAGAGGGUUUUCCCCCCACUCUUUCACUUCUUGAAGAAAUCAAGCCAUACCCAUGAUUAGGGCCAGAAAUGAAUUCAAUUGAUUUGCAUUUUAGCCGAAGUGACAUUUAGCUACUGAUUAAAAUACACUUUCCUGACUUUUGUAGUUCAUAGAUGUGCAGCAUGCAUUUCUUCAUGAAAUUGUGUACAAAAAUUACAGAACAGAUUUGGUCUAGUGCAGGGGUGUCAAACUCACAUCGUCACAGCAUCGUCAUGUGACAUAUCAUGACUCCCCCCCCUUCACUAAACCAGCUGUGGGUGUGGCCAGUACAUAACACACCCAGCCUGUGGGCUGUGAGUUUGGCACCUCUAAUCUAGUGGUUAAGCAGGCUCGAAACCAUGAAUUCUACUCCCCUUCCUUGGCCAUGAAAGCCAGGUGGGGGACUUGGCUAGUCAUUCUUUCUCAGCCCAACUCACCUCACAGGGUGGUUGU
Messenger RNA from Thamnophis sirtalis, 4437 nucleotides. The record is from RefSeq and is a predicted model, not a curated record. Lineage: Eukaryota; Metazoa; Chordata; Lepidosauria; Squamata; Natricidae.